Molecule: messenger RNA, 775 nt
Organism: Moneuplotes crassus
Lineage: Eukaryota; Ciliophora; Spirotrichea; Euplotida; Euplotidae
Source: the annotation of a GenBank genome assembly
UAAAAAUGAACCUUAUUUCUAAAUUAGGUGGGAAGGUCGUGAAAUCUCAGUGCUGUGUAAGACCAUCUCCGCUGACUCUGAGCAUGAAUAGUAUGAGGAUGUUCUCUGCUCCAGUCUAUAUUCCAAAGAAGAAACUAGAAUUUAAGAAUGGAAGUCUAAAGAUGUAUCAAUGAGGACCUUUUACAAAGAAAUUUUACAAUACUUGGACUCUAUGCUCAGGAAUUUCAGCAGGUCUCACCUUCAUGACACUAAGAAGUAUGUAUAAGCUCAGACCGUUCCGUACUAUUCUAUGGGGAAUCCCUUCUAUCUUCAUGUUUAGAGGACUAAGAAUGGUGACUAAGCUAAACCAAAUCUUUGUUAAUGAGAUAUACCUGCUUCAAAACUGCCAACAAGUGGUUGUUUCCACUCUUUUUGGGUCUAAGUAUACGUUUAUGAUCAAAAAUAUCAAGCGUGUAGGGAAGCAUGGGGUUGAUCCAAGCAUAAUUGGGCUUUACGCAUCAAUCAAGAGUAGGUAUAACCGAGACUACAUCCCAAUACAGGUUGACAAUGUGCCAUUGCUGAUUGAGAGAGAAAUGAAUUUGGAGAAGAACCUUAAGAAUAAAGGCGAGGUCUUGAUCGACAUGGAGGUCUUCUUGGCUAUACUCAAUGGAAUGGAGAUUGAUAAUGACCCUAGCAAGCUAGAUGAGGUCAUUAUUGAGGAGCAGGAAAGCGACGGAGAUGAUAAGAAGAAAAAUGAUGAAAAUAUUAUUGACAUAUAGCGGAAGAAUGUGUGAUC